AUGAGAAGGCUGUCUUCUCAGACUGGAGCAGCGCACGACAUGUCACACCUCUUUACUUUACCUCUUUGCCUUUACUGGCAGUUUGCCUAACUUCGUGCAUAAAGAGGACUAAAACAUGGGUAAACAGCACCAACAUCCAAACCUGGUCUUCGUAUUAAUCGAAUAUAUUUUGCUCGAUUUUAUAUGAUAUAUCGCUUUCAUAACCUCAUGAAAUUAGUUCACUUUUAUUUUGGAUAAGUAAUACAAAAUACUUUAUUGAAUAAUGACUUGGUUUUGGAACUAAUAGAUUUUUUAAGGGAGCUCUCGAGGCUAUUUUAAAUGUAAAGUCUAUGUCUGAAAUGAAUUACUCCUCCAAGUGAAGAGUACAGAACUAAACCAUGGAAAAUGUUACUUCAAAUCCAGAUAACCAGACGCUUGGUCCAUGGACUGAUUAUAGCAUGGAAUACAAAGUGGUCAGCAUAUUUUUUGUGAUCCUCAUCUGUGGGAUAGGAAUAGUUGGAAACGUUAUGGUGAUACUAGUUGUUCUUACAACCAAACACAUGCGGACACCGACCAACUGUUACCUGGUGAGUUUGGCGGUGGCCGACCUGAUGGUUCUGACUGCGGCGGGACUGCCGAAUAUUACAGAGAGUUUCUAUGGAGGAGGCUGGGUGUACGGAUACGUCGGGUGCCUUAGCAUAACUUAUUUCCAGUACUUGGGCAUCAACGCGUCUUCAUGCUCCAUCACCGCGUUCACCAUUGAGCGGUACAUAGCCAUCUGCCACCCCAUAAAAGCGCAGUUUAUGUGCACUCUGUCAAGAGCAAAGAAAAUCAUCGUGGUCGUUUGGGCUUUUACCUCGCUCUACUGCGCCUUGUGGUUUUAUCUGUCUGACACGAAAGAGUUGACUUACGACAAUAUUACCUUGGUCUCAUGCGAAUACAAAGUGUCAAGAAAUCUUUACCUGCCAAUCUACUUCACUGACUUUGCCGUGUUCUAUGUGGUGCCUCUCAUGCUAGCCACUGUUCUGUAUGGAUUUAUCGCUAGAAUUCUUUUCCUCAACCCAUUGCCGGCAGACACCAAGGAAAAUACUAAAAAGUGGAAAAAAGAAUCAUGCCAAGGAAACAGGAUGAUGAGCACCAACAAUUCAUCCUGUAGCACAACUGCCCGCUCUCGCAGGCAGGUGACUAAGAUGUUAGCUGUGGUGGUGGUGCUCUUCGCCCUCCUCUGGAUGCCCUAUCGGACGCUGGUGGUGGUAAACUCCUUCCUGGACAAGGCUUACCUGGACCACUGGUUCCUACUCUUCUGCCGCAUCUGCAUCUACCUGAACAGCGCCGUCAACCCUGUCAUCUACAACGCCAUGUCUCAGAAGUUCCGCACCUCCUUCAAGAAGUUGUGUCACUGCGGUCCGCAGCGAUUGGAGAAGCCGGCGUCUUACAGCGUGGCCCUGACCUACAGUGUCAUCAAGGACACAACCAAUGGAGAGAGCCCUGACCAUUUUACUACUGAGAUGGACGAGUUGGCCACGCCCACACCCAGUGACCAGUUCCUGCCCAGCACCAAGAGGAUGUCAUUCGAGGACCCCUCUCUGUCAGGCAGGGUUUCCCUUAGCACUCCCUGACGGAAAAAGUAAAUCCAUCUAGGCUCUAGUUUGUGAAUUCUAUUCUAUAAUUCAUUUUCUGCAGAGGAAUUGAUUUAGUAUUUGAGCAGUACACCGGUAAACAUUAAAUACCAAAAAUGUGUUGUCAAUAGAGGAAGGAAUGCUUAAUUUCUUUAUCUAGCAUGGUGAAAAUAUAUUCUCCCCUCUCUGUAGCCAUCUUAGCACAAAGCACCCAAUUAUAGGCAUUGUUUAAAUCAGUCCUCAACAUUGUGUGACACACAGAUUUAAUUUGCGAGGUAAUACUGCUUUCACUGCUUUCACAUACUGAGCAACAGUUUCCAUCUCUGUAGAGUGUUUUCCUACAAAGGAAAAAAGGGAAAGAUGUUAUCCCUCUUUUUAUCUGGAGAGGUGUAGGCCAGGAACUCAGUGUGUGUGUGUGUGUGUGUGUGUGUUCGUGUGUGUGUUUUAAAGAUAAGCUCACUCUACAGGAGGAGUCAAACUGUCUGGCCAUAGUUGUUUGAACCAGCCUGCUACUUUGCAUGUUUGAAAACAGCACAGCGAGAAUGUGAUCACUGACCACAUUUCAAAGGCAAAAUUCAAAGGAGGCAGAGUAUUAAAACCAUCUCUGCUCGAGGGGUGUAAAUAUCACACAUCGCUUUGAAACCUGCCUGUCAGGGAAAUAGAGAUGAGUUGGGAUGAAAUUUCUUUAAAGGUUACUGAUGAUGAAAAGGACUGAUAGCAAAGCAAUGCCACUCCAGAUCUUUCAUCCGUUUGAUUGCUCAAUGCCAUUUGACUUUAUAGUAACCUUAUUGGGUACUAUAAAUCAGGCUCACCUGAUAUGGAACGUUCUGCAGGGGUUAGUGUCAAAAAUGUAUAGUAACCUUAUAGGCUAAAAGGUUCACCCAAUAUGAAACGUUCCGCAGGGGCUUGUGUCAAAAAAUGCAGCAUGGUUAAACAUCCCGCUGUACCCAUAAUGGACUACUGUGGUGUGGAAUCAAUCAAAAAGAGUUGAAAGGCCCAGAGUCCAUAAUGAGAAAGAUCUUUGAUAACUCAGACACCUGGGUGGUUGAUGGUUGUCUUUAGGUCAGGUGCCUGACAUGACAAGACCAAACAUUAUGUUGACAUCUGCAACAGCAGAGACUGAUGGUAGCAUUUCCCCUUAAUGGAUCCCCCCAAGAACAUCCCACAGAGCAGCUAUUCCCAAACCGGGGUACGCGCAAUGCCGUCGGGGGUACGCCAAAUAAAA
Salvelinus sp. IW2-2015 is the source of this 2823-nucleotide messenger RNA. RefSeq names its product thyrotropin-releasing hormone receptor-like. Gene Ontology annotation, biological process: phospholipase C-activating G protein-coupled receptor signaling pathway. The record is from RefSeq and is a predicted model, not a curated record. Lineage: Eukaryota; Metazoa; Chordata; Actinopteri; Salmoniformes; Salmonidae. Gene Ontology annotation, molecular function: thyrotropin-releasing hormone receptor activity. Gene Ontology annotation, cellular component: membrane.